Tyto alba (common barn owl) is the source of this 1381-nucleotide messenger RNA. Its product is annotated as torsin-1A. NCBI's taxonomy places the organism in Eukaryota, Metazoa, Chordata, Aves, Strigiformes, Tytonidae. The transcript is spliced from 5 exons. The record is from RefSeq and is a predicted model, not a curated record. Bases 14 to 1018 code for a protein of 334 amino acids. Gene Ontology annotation, biological process: protein localization to nucleus; nuclear membrane organization. Gene Ontology annotation, molecular function: ATP binding; kinesin binding; ATP hydrolysis activity. Gene Ontology annotation, cellular component: endoplasmic reticulum; nuclear envelope; endoplasmic reticulum lumen.
UUCUGUUCCCACCAUGAAGCUUCUGAAUGCUGCUGUAUUCUUUAUUCUUGUGCCCACUUUGACGCCAGCUUUGGACCCUCUCAGCACUUCAGUCUUCAUGGGGAGUGCUGCUGUUGCUUGGCAGCUCCUCUCCCCUCACUCCUGGCUCAAGUGCAGCCUCCUGGAGUGCUGCAACAUGAAGGACACGCUGAACAUCUCAGUUAUAAAGAUGGAUUUGGAACGAAAAGUCUUUGGCCAGCAUCUUGCCAUCCAGAUAGUCCUGAGAGCUCUGAGUGUAAAUAUGCACUCCAAACAGCCCAGGAAGCCCCUGGUGAUGUCCUUCCAUGGCUGGACUGGAACAGGCAAAUCGUUUGUCAGCAGUAUCAUUGCAGAGAACCUCUACCAGCUUAAUAUAGCAAGAUGUAGGUUUGUGCAUCACUUCAGCACAGUACUGCAUUUCUCACACCUUUCUCGUGUCCAUCUCUAUAAGGAGCAGCUGCAGAAUUGGAUUCGGGGCAAUGUUAGUGCCUGUCCAAGGUCCCUUUUUAUCUUCUCUGAAAUGGAUCAGAUGCCACAUGGCCUGAUAGACUCUAUCAUGCCAUUCCUUGGCUACCAUGAAGAUAUUGAUGGUGUUUAUUAUGGCAAGGCAAUCUUCAUCUUUCUGAACAAUGCAGGUGGAGAUAAGAUAACAGAGAUUGCCCUUGAUUAUUGGAGAAGGCUGAAGAGAAGAGAAGACAUUCCUGUGAAGGAGCUCCAGUCUCUGAUCUCAGAGGAAAUUUUCAGGAACAGAAACAGUGGUUUCUUUCACAGUCAACUGAUCCAAAAGAACCUGAUCGACUAUUUCAUCCCUUUCCUUCCUCUCGAAUAUAAACAUGUGAGAGAGUGUGUCCGGGAGGAGCUGCACAUGCAAGGUCAUCCCACGGAUGAAGACCUCAUUGCAGAGAUUGCCUUGGCAAUGACAGACUACCCCAGUGAAGAAAGACUCUACUCCAGCAAAGGCUGCAAGACUGUAGCCUCCAGAGUGACUCUGAGCACUUAGACCUUACCAGGCUGAAUGCCUGGUCUUCUGGUUACAGGACCACAGCAGAUGGAAGCACCAGUAACUAACUCCCUUUCCCCUCCCUGCAGCUCAGUUUACACACUUCCUUGAAGGGAUUCAGGCUAUCCCAUACCAGAGGCACCUUCUGUAGAGCCCUUGAAUAAACACACAGGACAUGGCAACAAUCAUGGUAAAGCAUAAGCAGAAGAGGGACAUACAUAGCUGACGAGGUUUGCUCUCCUUGCCACAGAAACACUCCUAGUAAGAGUAUUUUGAAGAAGAAAAUCUUCCACUUUUAUGGCGAACUUUUGCACCUUAAGUCCUAACACUGCUUUAAUUAAUAAAAUAUCAAUAACAUUUUCA